Leishmania mexicana MHOM/GT/2001/U1103 is the source of this 1938-nucleotide messenger RNA. RefSeq lists its product as hypothetical. The coding region runs from base 1 to 1938 and encodes 645 amino acids. The record is from RefSeq and is a predicted model, not a curated record. The transcript has a single exon. Lineage: Eukaryota; Euglenozoa; Kinetoplastea; Trypanosomatida; Trypanosomatidae.
AUGAGUGGUCGACCAACAGCAACGCCGUUCCGCGUGUUCGGCUCUCCCUACACGUUGUCGCUGCAUCAGCAUGUCACCUACCUCCGACUCAAGCAACUCCCUUUUCGGGUGUACUGCAGAAGUUUCACCACCACCUUGCUGUACUCGUUGUAUUACCGUGCCCGCAGCGUUUUCUGCACGUUAACGCCAAGCGGCUCUUCUCCGCUGCAGGUUUGGCAGCUAGCGGAGGUGGCAGAGCUGGACGAGGACGUCGAGGCUAUCGCUCGCAGCGCGAAGGGCGAAGUCAGCUACGCUGGUAAGGACAGGAGCGGUCGAUGCGGUGUUCCGCACGUGAGUGGUGCCGCGACGGCAGCUCCGCGUACGCAGAGGCUCCUGGUUCGCAAAGAAACGCAUCCACAGCUGCACUUGGCUUCUUGGUGUGUGGUGGUGUACACAUGCUGGUGGCUCGCGAAGACCGGUGCCAUGUUUCGCUACAUCCGUGGCGACGCACUGGAUGUGCUGGAGGGAUACGUGCGUUACUUCUUCCCAAUCCCAGGAAUCGGAUUUGCCCGGUCUAUGGCACCGCGGUUUCGCGAAGCGAUGAAGCAAUUGCUCUCGGCGACGGGUGCGUCGGAGGUGACGGCACCGUUUAUGGAGGACCACUUCCAGCGCUUCUGCGCGGCGCUCGAGGCACACCUGCGCGAGCAUCCGAAUGAGCACUUUCUGCUGUGCACCCCGCACCCGACCCUAGCCGACGUCACGCUCGGUGCCGCCUUUUCCAGCCUCUUCCUCAUGGACGACCCGCCGUCGUCGAUGCUGGCGGACAAGUUCCCAUGCGUGACGGAAUACGUGGAACGGGUGACGGGAUGGAGUGGCGCCACCUUUGUCGGCACCACUGAGGAUGUCGCCCUCACAAGCGAGGACGCGUCCGUGGGCAGUGCGGCCACGGACACUGACACAAUCGCCAACAGUUUCGCUGCAUCAGCCGCUGACAGGAACACGGACUACCCCGACACGGUUCCCGAGUCUCUGGCGCCGUGCUUCGAGCUGAUCACAGAGGUACUUCCGUUCCUCAUGUCCCAGUGCGCCUCCUUCAACGCCUUUAUGGCUGGCGACGGCGUCCGCACACUGCGUUGUGAGCCGCUCGAGGGUGAGUGGAAGGGCUGUACAGGGUAUCUGAUGCCCCAGCUCGCGAACGUCCGAUCUCUGAUGAUUGUGGACGACAAUAUCAGCAGCGUGCAGGCCCGCUCGCAGGACUUGGAGAUCGCGUUUCUGGCCGCACGCGAGGUACUCGAUGACACGUUGCACGACUUUGGAAGAAGGGAGGACGGCUCGCACAGCGCCUCGCCGCACGAUCUCAACGCCCGCGGAGUCAACGAACCCGCACCUCACACCAGUGCGGCGGCAGCGUCAGGAAUCGCGCAGAACACGGCAGCAUCCGCUUAUAGAGAUGCUGGCGACUCCCAGCAUCUUGUGCCGGCGCUACAGGAAUGCGCUGCCGUCAAUGGGGCCGCCACAAGGACAGAGGAGUCAGAGCCCAGGAGGCAAGUGGUGGAGGAGAGCGCUGCGCAGUUUCGGGAGCCGCUGGAUCCGCGCACGAUGCGAGCUGAGGAAGCAGACUUCUAUCGCGCUUAUACGGCGGCAACUCGCCACAACGUGGUCGGCACCGCUGCUUCCCUCAGCGACGUGGUGCCUCCUGCACGACAGGCGACGAGCACCGGGAGCACGGCGGUGGUCGUGCGUGGGCCUGUCAAGGAACACUUGCAGACGCUGUACGAAAUGUUGGCGAAGAUGAGCUGCCCACAGUACACCCUCACCUCGCUGCAUCACGGCCGCCGAAUCUACGUCGCUGUCAUUCCCGAGUACGAGGUGGCGAAAGUGCGUAGGGCGCGUCAGGAGGCGGCGAAAAAAAGCACCGCUGCUUCUUCAGACGUGGAAUACGUCACUCAAUUGGGUUAG